This is a messenger RNA of Podarcis lilfordi (Lilford's wall lizard), 2349 nucleotides long. The record is from the annotation of a GenBank genome assembly. Lineage: Eukaryota; Metazoa; Chordata; Lepidosauria; Squamata; Lacertidae.
AUGGCUGCCAAGGCCCCGUCCCUCUCCGAAGCCCUCACCAGCGGCUUCCUGACCUGCACCAUCUGCCUGGAGCGCCUCCGCCACCCCAAGAUCCUGCCCUGCCUGCACAGCUACUGCCAGGAGUGCCUGCGGAAGUUGGCAGGAGGCCGGAAGGAGCUUCAGUGCCCCGAGUGCCGUGAGCGGGUGGCCCUCCCACAGGGGGGCGUGGGUGCUCUCCGGACCAACUUCUUCAUCAACGGCCUGCUGGACCUGGUCCACCCCACAGGGGAGGCAGAGCCCACCUGCAGCCUCUGCCCGCUCAUCGGCCAGGAGGCUGGCCGGCCGGCCGUCUCCCGCUGCCUGGACUGCGCCGACGACAUGUGCCGGGACUGCGCCAGCGGGCACCGCUGCUCCCGCCUCACCCACCUCCACCGCGUGGUGGCCAUGAAGGACUACCUCUCCGGAGAGCACGACGAGGAGAUCCGGAAGCGCCAGGCGCUGCAGUGCAAGGAGCACACCGGCGAGGAGCUGCGCUUCUUCUGCACGCCUUGUGCCGUCGUCCUCUGCCGGGAGUGCCGGCUGGGGCCCACCUCCAGCACCCUUGCCUGCCCCUGGCUGAGGCGGCCCAGGCCCGCCGGCCGGUCAUCGUGGAGCUCCUGGCCGGGGUGGAGGAGACGGUGCAGGUCAUCCGGGCGGGGAGGGCCAGCCUGGAGAGGGAGGCUGCGCAGCUGCAGGUGCGCGAGGCUAGCAUCCGGGAUGCGGUGGAGCAGGCGUGCUCGCGGGCGGUGCAGCGGCUGCUGGCGCAGCAGGAGGAGGUCCUGGCCCAGCUGGCGGACUACGUGAAGGAGCGGCAGAAGGCCUGCCAGGCCCUCUGCUCCGAUCUGGAGUUCCAAGAGCAGGUGGCCUCCAGCACCGUGGCCUUUGCCCAGAAGGUGCUGGGCCUGGGGAGGGAGGUGGAGAUCGUCUCCCUGGAGCAGGUCAUCUGUGAGCGUCUCAGGCAUCUGCAGGGCUUCUCCUGGGAGCCGCUGGCCACCCGCCUGCCCUGCCUGGAGGUCGACGCUGAGAUCGAGGGCAGCGGCCCUUGCCUGUUCCACCUGGAGUUCCGGGAGGAGAGCCCCACUGGAGUGCCGGAGGGCCCCAAGGAGGAGGCCACAAAAGGGGCAAAGAAGAAGACCCACCUGCCGUGCCUGGAGGUCAACACUGAGAGCCCCACUGGAGUGCCGGAGGGCCCCAAGGAGGAGGCCACAAAAGGGGCGAAGAAGAAGACUCACCUGCCCUGCCUGGAGGUCAACGCUGAGAUCCCCACUGGAGUGCCGGAGGGCCCCAAGGAGGAGGCCACAAAAGGGGCGAAGAAGAAGACCCACCUACCCUGCCUGGAGGUCGAUGCUGAGAUCCCCACUGGAGUGCCGGAGGGCCCCAAGGAGGCAGCCACAAAAGGGGCAAAGAAGAAGAGGAGGAAGCAACAGCAGCAAGUGCAGCCCGCCAGGGAAGGAUCCCAGAUAACCACCCUCAUCCUCAGGGGCUGCCUCCAUGCCGUAGCCCCUGUACCUGCUCCCAAGGUCCCAGGAACCCCUCUUCUGACACCCAAACCUCUCUUCUCAUGUAGCUUCUGCGUCACGAUCCCCAGCGACAAGAAGUGCCCCCUGGUCACGGGGCUCUGCCCCUUUGGCUCUGGAGAGCUGCUGGUGGCCGACAAUCAAAACCAGAAUCUGAAGCGCUUCCCUGCAAGGGGAGUUCAAGGGCACUGUCCCCAUCCCCAGUGACGUGGCCCCAGUCAGCUUGGCCACCGUGGGCAGCAAGGUGGCCUUCACGGCUGGCUCCUGCCUCUACCUCCUGAACGGUGAAGGUGACCUGGUGUGGCAGAAGGCCCUGGGGCAGGGGCAGGCCAGCCAUGCAGUGGCAGCACUGGGGGGAGACCGUAUGGCAGUGUGUGUGGCUGGGCAGUUGGAGGUGUAUGACCUGGAGGGGCGGCUGCUGGAGAAGAUUGUGCCUGAGGACAAUGCAGACAGGUGCCUCGUCUUCCUGGCCAACCACAAGGACGGCUUUGUGGGCUCCGACUGGUACCGCUGCAGCGUGGUCCUGUUCACCAGGACGGGGCAGCUGGUGGCUGAGUGCUCUGAGGAGCAGCUGGGCGAGUGCCAGCCAGGAGCUGUUUGUGCCGACACCAUGGGCAUCAUUUACGUGGUCUUGAGGGAGCUGAACAAGGUGGUGGCCUUCUCCCCCAGUGGGGAGGAGUUGGGGGCGUUCCUCACUGCCGAGAACAGCAUCGACCGACCACGGGCGGUCACGGUGGCUAGGGGGGGGCGUUUUGCCGUGGCUCUGAGCAACGGCACCGUCCACAUCUUCCGGAUCAGGUAUCAGGGCAAGUGA